UAAAAAAAUCACAAUGGCUAGCAAUGGACACGUGACAUGCAUCAUCUUCAUGUGGGCAUUGGUUAUGAUAUGCGUUAAAAGAAAGCGGUCGCCAUGAUCAGAUCAACCCAUUUCAUUUCUUUGCCACCUGAUUAGGGAAAACAAACCCUUAUUUUCAUCUUCUUCCAACACCUGCCCUCAAAUCUCUCUCUCUCUCUAUAUAUAUAUUUAUAUAGCUAUAAAUACAUAUAUUUGAUCUAACGAAAUGGGCUCGGUUGUGGGCACUAACAAAAAGAGCAAGGAAGAGCUUCAAAUGGCGCUCAACAAGGCCAAGGAGAUCGUCUCCUCUCACCCUGUCGUCGUCUUCAGUAAAACUUAUUGUGGUUACUGUGAGAGGGUUAAGCAAUUGUUGACUCAAGUGGGAGCUUCUUACAAAGUCUUUGAACUGGAUGAAGAAAGUGAUGGAAGUGAUAUUCAAGCAGCUCUAGCUGAGUGGACGGGCCGAAGAACCGUACCGAAUGUAUUCAUUGGAGGAAAAAAUGUUGGUGGCUGUGACUCGGUUUUAGAGAAGCACCAGACAGGCCAGCUUGUUCCUCUUCUUACUGAAGCUGGCUCCAUUGAAGUUAAGGCUUCUGGGCUGUGAAUAUUAGGGUCACCAUAGCCUUAAUGAUGUAACAAGAUAAACAUUGGUCGCCCUUCUCUUCAAACAACCUUUGUAAUAAUGUUAAAAACAGGGUAGAUGAUCUCUCAGAGCAAAACAAGUGUGAAUUUCCAAUGUUUGCUGUUUAAGAGUUUACUAUGAAAAAAAUAUAUAGAAAAGAAAAUAAUAACAGUAUUGUUUGUGUUUGGAUGAUGUGAAAUACAAGUACUCAUCAAAAUUGUAAUGGAACAGUGUUUGGGAUUUUAUUAUGUUCACUUUUGGUGGAGACUA
Molecule: messenger RNA, 910 nt
Organism: Cannabis sativa
Lineage: Eukaryota; Viridiplantae; Streptophyta; Magnoliopsida; Rosales; Cannabaceae
Product: glutaredoxin
Exons: 4
Coding region: 245-622 (125 amino acids)
Biological process (GO): cellular response to oxidative stress
Cellular component (GO): cytoplasm
Molecular function (GO): glutathione disulfide oxidoreductase activity
Source: RefSeq, a predicted model, not a curated record